Haliotis rubra (blacklip abalone) is the source of this 4579-nucleotide messenger RNA. Its product is annotated as triadin-like. Lineage: Eukaryota; Metazoa; Mollusca; Gastropoda; Lepetellida; Haliotidae. Gene Ontology annotation, molecular function: calmodulin binding. The record is from RefSeq and is a predicted model, not a curated record. The transcript has 11 exons. The coding region runs from base 838 to 2649 and encodes 603 amino acids.
UUCACAUAUUCAGAACUUCCUACCCAAUGAGAUGCAAUUCUUGCUAUUUUAUCAGGUCAUUGAGUAUGAUAUAGAAAUUGUGUCCAUCUCACAAACCACUGGCUGAAUUCCAUCAUUAAUUGAUCCCGAAUCGUGAGCUAUCAUACAGGGGAACGCGGCUUGCUGAGACAGACUGGCAGGCUUGGCGGACUGGAUGGGAGGGUACUGAAGCGUAGAGGGUUCCUGCAUGGCAAGACACAUGUAUUAAUCAUCACCAGCGUUCAUGGGUGGACUUGAAGCACUGUUCAUCUGUUGCCUGGUUGGAUGAUUGUGUUCACAUGCUUCAUGGGAGGCUGUAGUUUGACAGGAGCGAUGACUUCAAUGGCCUAACUUUUCGUAGAGUUCAGGUGUGUGACUUGAUGUGGAAAGUUGAUUUGAUUCCAUUUGGGUUUUGGUUACCCGACUUGUGUAGUGACUGUGGAAAGUUGAUUUAGUUCAGUUUGUGAACUGAGUUUAUACCUCCUUGAAUGGUGACUGAAAAGUUGAAUUAAUUCAGCUUCUCUGUGAACUGAUUUGAGGAUAUCUCACAUGUAUUGUGACUGUGAAUGGUGAAUUAAUUCAGCUUGUCUUUGAACUAGGUUUUGGAUACCUGGAUAUAGUGACUCGGAACAGGUGAAUUAAUUCAGUCAGUUGAUCAAGGGAUACCUGAAUGGUAGAAUUACUGUGAGAUUACACUGAUUCAGGGAGUGUGGGGUUCGAAGUGUUUCUGGAGCUGUUGGUAACAUCGUGUGUUGCUGCCUGAGCUGUGAAUGGAUGUGAGCAGGUAGCAGAUAGUGGAUUGCUUUGGACAGGAAACCAAUGGGGGGCAAGCUCUCACGAUUAGCGGACAUCGUCAACAAGAGGAGAAAGUCCGACGCCAAUACAGAAACUGGCCAUGAUCCCUCUGUACAGGGUGCUAAGAUAGAAGACCGCUUCUACAACAACGACUCCUUCAAGAACCCUUCCGUGGACCCAGCCAACCCCCAGCAGCAGGAUGCGGCCCUCACCAUCCAGACCAACUACCGCCAACAUGCAGCCAAGGAAGAGGUGCAGGGAAUGCGGGAAGAGGAGGCCGCCACUGUCAUACAGUCUGGUGUCCGUGGUUACAUGGACAGACAGAAGGUGCUAGAGUCCAAAGACCCUGAGGAGUUUGAGAGGCGUCAAGAGGCAGCUAAUGAGCGUCUAGCCUCACAGGAGGUGAAAGCUGAGGAGGAGGAGGAGGUGGAUAUCGACCUCAAUGACCCCGACGUGGAGAAGGCGGCCAUCAAGAUCCAGGCAGGCUUCAAGGGCUUCAAGGCCAGGAAGGAAGUUCAGGAGGUCAAGCCAAAGGAUUCAGAACAGCCUCAAGAGAAAACAGAGGAAGACGAAAUCGCAGACAUCGAUCUCGAAGACCCUGAUCUUGCAUCAGCAGCUACCAAAAUACAAGCGAGUUUUAGAGGUCACAAGGCAAGGAAAGAUGUCACAGAGAAGAAGGCUGAGAGAGACCACGACAGAAAGUCCGAGGCAGAAUUUGUAGAUGAUGAGAUUGUGGAUAUAGAUUUAAAUGAUCCCGAUGUCAAUAGAGCUGCAGUCAAGAUUCAGGCUGGCUUCAAAGGGCACUUAGUCCGUAAAAAUAUGCAAAAUUACAAGGUUGACGAUGAACCAGCUCCCGAGACAGCCGUUAAACCAGUAGAUGAGGAAAUUGUGGAUAUAGACCUAGCUGACCCAGAAGUCAGUAAAGCUGCCCUCAUGAUUCAGGCAGGGUUCCGCGGACGUAUGUUCCGGAAAAAUAAGAAACCGGAAAAGCAGCAGGUUGAGGAGAAGGACCAAGAGCCUGAGACAGUAGCCCCAGAGGCUGAGGCUGAGGCUGAGGCCAUACAGGAUGAGGACGUUGUGGAUAUAGAUUUAGAUGACCCUGAAGUCGGCAAAGCCGCUGUCAAGAUUCAGGCAGGGUUCCGUGGUCACAUGUCUCGCAAAGCAAAGCAAACCCAAAAGACAGAGGAAAGCCCCGCUCCACCUCCUGCAGAGGAGAAACAGGAAGAGGAAAUAGAUAUAGAUCUCAAUGACCCGGAGGUCGAGAAAGCAGCCACCAAAAUUCAGGCCUCAUUCAAAGGCCAUAAGGCCCGUAAGGAGGUCCAGGCCUUGAAGGGCGAGGAAGAGGCUCCACCAGCAGCUGCUGAGGCCAAACCAGAGGAAGAGGAGAUUGAUAUAGAUCUGGAGGAUCCCCAGACUGAGAAGGCUGCCGUUAUGAUUCAGGCACAGUUCCGGGGAUUCAAAACCCGCAAGGACAUGACCAAUACCAAUUCAGAAACUACCACAGAGGCUGCCCCAGAAGAAAGCAAGCAGGAGGAGGAAGAGGAGGUUGAUAUCGAUCUCACUGAUCCCGAGGUUGAGAAGGCAGCUGUCAAGAUUCAGUCAGGCUUCAAAGGAUUCAAGGCUCGUAAGGAGAUGAAGGCCUCAGGAGAAGCUUCCCCCACCAAAUCUGAGAACGAAGAAACAAAGCAGGAGGCAAAGACUGAAGAGGAGGAAGAGGUGGACAUUGAUCUGGAUGACCCUGAUGUGGAAAAGGCAGCUCUGAAGAUUCAGGCUGGAUUCAAGGGAUUCAAAGCCAGGAAGGAUAUGAGUGAUAGCAAGAAGGAGGAAGAGCAAUAAUUUGUUUAGAUGAAGUUUCCCAUAAUAAGAACAUGUAGAUGGACUUUAGCAUUAUGUGUCAAUUUGUGCCAACAAUGUAUGUCGAGGAUUCACCUUUCUGGGCAUGACUGAGUUGAGUUAACCCUAUAGGUUGAUCUCCUGGCUAUUUGUAUGGAUCUUUCACUGAUCAAAUGGAGGGUUGUUGUAAAAUGGGAUUGCUGGAAUGUUUUAGGGAUUUAUUUUUACUUUAAAAUUCAUAAACAUACAGGCUGAUGUUAAGCUAUAAUUAAGUUCAUGACUUGGGAUGUCAUUCUGUGGAAUACAAUUAGAAAAAACAGUUGAAUGGUUGAUUUCAGGCAGUGGGAUUGAGUUUAAUUGAAGCAUAGAAGUUAACGGAUCAUGUAUUGGGUGAAGUUAUCUAUGAAGAAAUUAUUCAUUAUAGAAGGUGAAUUUUAGUUGUGUUCUAUAUAUGAUGGGUGUUAAUAGUUUUGUUUUUGUUCAUUAUUCAGUUAGAUUUAAAUGAUGUUUCUGACUGUAGUUUUCAUGACUGUUAUCGGCCCAUUUCAUUAAUACUACCAAAUAGCGUUGAAACUGUGAUACAGUGUUGAAAGUUCAUCAUGUUCAUUCCUCCUUUCCACAUUGGCUGCAGCAGGAUAUACAGUAUAUCAUUGGGGAGAUGCACAGUAUAUCAUGUAUGGAUAUAUCACUGUGUGAUAUAUGUGCAGCAUAUCUCAAUAUCAGUAUCGAGAUAUACGACAUAUAUAUAUCAUGGUAUGUCAUGGCCGUUAUACGAUACAAUGAGAUAUACAAUAUGUUAAGGUGUGAUAUACAAAUAUAUCUCACAUGAUGUGAUAUAGAUAUGUUCUCGGGAAAGUGACAUCAAAUUGCUUUUGGGUGAUAUAAUAUCUUUCAUCGGAUGAGGUUGUUUCAGUGUAUCAGUGUGAAGUCAGAUAUUUGGUAUAUUAUGAAAUAAAUAUCUCCCUGGCUUCCAGUUUAUAUCCAUAGAUUUUCACAGAUUUUAAACAGCAUGGUAGUCCACCACUGCACAAAAUAGUCUCCACUAAGCUGAAACAUGGGGGUGGGUUGUUUACACCUCAUGAAUUGUCAGAUUUUACUGAUAAGAAAGAGAUGGGAAAAAUACUUUUAUGGAAUGUUAAGUUUACACCACAUGAAAAUGUGAUUUUACGGAUUGGAAUAGCAUGAGAAAGCAUUUGGAAGAUUUUACCUUACUUUAAAUUCUUCAUCAAAGUUGUAUCUUUAUUUAUGGAAGUGCUUUGGGGAGUAGUCCUACCUCUCUAUACAACUCGAAUCAGUAGUGUCUUGGACUUUAACGUCUAUAAAUAGGUAUUUUAUCUUUGUAUAAUGGAAGCAGGAUUGAUCCAGGAAUUAAAAUUCGCCUGCUUUCAACAUCCAAGUCCUAGAAUGUUUACCGACUCCAUAUAUAUGUUGUAGAUAUUGGAACUUGGGUGUUUGUGAUUAGCUGUCCCAGUAUUCAGUGUUUGGAAAUAUACUGAGGGAAACAAAUAAGGGAACACCACUUCAUGGCAGUGUUCCUUUAUAUAUUCACAGAUUUCCUCCCACAGAGCGAUUCAAAACUUGUGAUGGAAACUGGACGAUAUUAAAGGAACACUUGAAUUUUCCUGUGUUCCUUUAUUUGUUUCUCUCAGUAUAUGUGCUGUUAUCUGGGAACAUCAAACACAUGAUAUAGUCAGGAAUAGUGUGUCUGGCAUAUUCACUAGAAUGAUGGUAUAUUAAUGCUGGCCAGAUUACAGAAUACCGGAUACCUAUCCGCCAUUUUUAUUUUGAUUGCGCAUUUAUUUUUGCGCACUUCCGUUUUGUUUCCUUGGCAACGGCACAACAUGAAUGAAGGCUGUGUUGAAGCAGCGUUCAAUAUUAAAUAUUAAAUAUUAAACAAUAUUAAAGCUAAAAAAAGGUAAGAUAAUGGGGGUAA